Messenger RNA from Saccharomycopsis crataegensis, 933 nucleotides. It is a transcript of the gene NSE3, whose product is annotated as Smc5-Smc6 complex subunit NSE3. The record is from RefSeq and is a predicted model, not a curated record. NCBI's taxonomy places the organism in Eukaryota, Fungi, Ascomycota, Saccharomycetes, Ascoideales, Saccharomycopsidaceae. Gene Ontology annotation, cellular component: nucleus. The coding region runs from base 1 to 933 and encodes 310 amino acids. Gene Ontology annotation, biological process: DNA repair. The transcript has a single exon.
AUGGCAAGGACUAGCGGAAAGCGCGCGUACGAGGACGACCAAGGCGAAGAGUACCAUGACUACGACGGCGAGGCAAGAUCAGAAGAAACGACUCCCUCAGCUCCCCCAAAUGUUCAGAAUAUGGCCUACAAAAUGGUACGAGGGGUGUUUGCUUUAGAAUUUAGAAAAAAUAUCAUCAACAAGAACCAGCUACAGAAAGUGGUCUGGGAGAACGAGUCGUACAGGGAAGUUAAAUUCGAUAAAGUCUUUGAGUUGUGCCAACAGUCCUUGGAAACGAUUUACGGGUUCAAAUUGGUGGAACUCCCUCAAAAAGAAAUCGAUAUUGGUAAACGCAAGCUCGCGGGGAAUAAUAACAGCAAUGCUAAUGAAUCAAAGAAAAGUUCUGGGGUAAAAGCUUGGAUUUUGGUGUCGGUACUUUCAGAGGAUGCGAAAAAAUUAUUGGGACAAUUUUGGGAAAAAGCAUCGAUCAAAUAUUUCAAACAAGUUGAUUCUUUGGGCUCGAUAAGUGAAAAUAAAAACUUACCAUUGAACGAAUCGACAUUGUGCAAUAAUGCGUUGACAAUGAUUGUUAUCGCAUGUGUUGCCUUGAGUUCAAAUAAUAUGAAUAAGGUUGAAUUGUUGAAGUAUUUGAAACAUCAUUUUGACAUAUCUUUGACCUCAACUAUCCCAAAUAUUUCGCAUAACAACGAGAAAGUCAAUUUGGAAGAUUUUUUGAAAAUGAUGGAGAAAACUGAAUACCUUAGUAAGAAAGUUGAACAUAAUGAGGAACACGAAUUGAUCGAAUAUUCGCUAGGAAGAAGAGCAAAAGUGGAAUUUCCAAAAGAGAGUUUAUGCCAAUUUGUUCAAAAAAUGUACAAUUACGAACAAGAUGAUGAGAAAAAUGAACAGCUAAGGAACCAGGUGGAGCUAUCUGUUGGCCAGGCUUAUACUUGA